AUGUCGACCACUCCAGCCCCCUCGGCCCCCGCCGACAAGAGCAAGAAUGGAGACCGCAGCAGCCUGGGGAAAUACGUCAAGCGAAUGAGCACCGUCUUCAAGAGAGACCGCUCCAGCAAGAACCAGCCGCCUGCCCUGUCCCCAGACGCACCACCCCAACCACCCCAACCACAACCACAACCACAACAACUACCACAACAACAACAACAACUACCACAGCAACCCCCCACGAUCGAGACGGCCGAAAAAACUACCCAGACCGACCAACUCCCCUCGCCCCCCCUCCCCGUCCCUACCCAUGUCGACACCCCACCCGCUCCCGUUCCCAAGGCCAUGGACCGCAAUGCUAUGCAGCAGGAGCGUGCCCGCGCCCUCUUUGCAAAGUACGGCCUCACUCUGGAAUCCCAUGAAUGGAUCGCUGCCCCGGCUGCCCCGUCAACCGUCGAGCGCGUCGAGAAGCCCAUUCGCAUGCGUGUCCACCGCAGCUGCCACCGCUGCGGCACCCUCUACGGCUCCGACCGCACCUGUGUGCAGUGCGAGCACCGCCGCUGCAAAAAGUGCCCUCGCUACCCCAAGAAGAAGACGCCCGAGGAGAAGCAGGCCGACAAGGACCCCAAUGAGCCUCCCAAGCGCAAGCGCAUGCUGACCAUCCGCACCCGCACCGGCGACGAACUCGUCUACCAGCCUGCCAGACAGCGCAUCAGACGCACCUGCCACAAGUGCUCCACGCUCUUUGUCCCCGCUACAGCCACCGUCUGCCAAAACUGCCAGCAUCUGCGCUGCACCCGCUGUGCCCGUGAACCCGCAAAGUUCACCAAAUGGCCGACAGGCUAUCCGGGAGAUGCCGAGCCUGACAGUGAGACUGAGGUGGACAAGCAGCUCGAGACGUUCAGAAGGACAUGGCGGAAGCCUAGGACAAGGGUGCGAUGGCAGUGCGAGCAGUGCAAUAGUCUCUUUCAAAAUCACUCGCCCCAGUGUCCAGGCUGUAGCCACAUGCGCUGUGAUCAGUGCACUAGGUCUCCAGUCAAGAAACCAAAGACGGGCGAACAGUUUGAUGCCCAGGUGGUUGCUGCUGUCGAGGCUAAGCUUAGAGCCAUGGGCGUGGAUGAUGAGGUGUCUUCAGGGGCAGAGACUAUUUGAUCCAAGACUUGGCUGCAUACCAGCCGAAUACCAUAUGUUGAUUACAUAGUCACAGCAAGUCGAAUGCAUGUGUAGACAUGUACAAUGUAGACAUGUGAAGACAUAUCUAGACACGUGUAGACAUGAUGUGUAGCAUCAUGCAUAGACCACAUGGCCCGUAGACCGACAUGCAUGGCGUCCAG
Molecule: messenger RNA, 1322 nt
Organism: Exserohilum turcica Et28A
Lineage: Eukaryota; Fungi; Ascomycota; Dothideomycetes; Pleosporales; Pleosporaceae
Exons: 3
Coding region: 1-1140 (379 amino acids)
Source: RefSeq, a predicted model, not a curated record